Molecule: messenger RNA, 2293 nt
Organism: Saccostrea echinata
Lineage: Eukaryota; Metazoa; Mollusca; Bivalvia; Ostreida; Ostreidae
Product: 3-ketodihydrosphingosine reductase-like
Exons: 10
Coding region: 26-1012 (328 amino acids)
Biological process (GO): sphingolipid biosynthetic process
Cellular component (GO): endoplasmic reticulum membrane
Molecular function (GO): 3-dehydrosphinganine reductase activity
Source: RefSeq, a predicted model, not a curated record
CUUACUUUCCCUUUUCACGUUGGCAAUGUACCUUUACUGUUUUAUUUUCUUUCUGCUCUUCAUAAUAUUUAUAAUUUCAAAAAUUAUAUCACCAAAACGAAUUAAUAUUCAAGGAAAACAUGUUCUGAUAACUGGUGGUUCAAGUGGUAUUGGUAAAGCUCUUGCUAUUGAAGCAGUUAGACAUGGAGCUAAUGUCACAAUCAUUGCCAGAAAUGAGAAAAGGUUGGAAGAAGCGAAACAAGAGAUAGAAAGUCACAUCAAAGAUAAAAGUUCACAGAAGGUCUUUGCAGUAUCUGUGGAUAUAACCAAGGAUGCAGAUAAAGUGAAGAAGGCUGUGAGUAAGGCAGAGAAGGAUCUGGGACCUAUCACCAUUCUUAUCAACAAUGCAGGGAGUGCUAUAGCUGGAAGAUUUGAAGAAACAUCCAUAGAGCAAUUUCAGCGCAUGAUAGAUUUGAAUUUCCUGGGAAGCGUGAAUGUCACCAAGGCUGCCAUUAAAGGCAUGAAAGAAAACAAUGAAGGGAGGAUAGUGUUUAUUUCUUCUCAGGCAGGACAAGUGGGUGUGUUUGGAUACACUGCAUAUUCUGCAUCAAAGUUUGCUCUAAGGGGAUUUGCAGAAUCUCUCCAAAUGGAGGUAAAGCCAUACAAUAUCUACAUCACUAUGGCAUUCCCUCCGGACACAGAUACACCAGGUCUAGCGGAGGAAAACAAGUCAAAGCCCAAAGAAACCUUACUCAUCUCAGACACUGUAGGUCUUUUCUCACCCAGUUAUGUGGCCAAAUCAGUCUUUAGGGAUGCCUUGAAUGGAAGGUUCCUGAGUUAUGUAGGUAUGGAUGGUUGGUUGCUAAGCAACCUGUCCAGUGGAAUGUCUCCUGCUACCUCGGUUGUGGAUUUACUUCAACAGGUAUUUGCAAUGGGGAUCUUCCGUUUCGUUUGCCAGUUCUACUUGUUCCAUUUUGACCGCAUCAUACGGAAGUGUAAAGAAGAAAAAGAUUCCAAAUUAAAAUCAUCCUAGAAUAUUUUUAUGAAUUUUAUAUGAAUGUGUUAAUAUUAGAACAAUAAAGAUAAUUGAAUUCAUUAUCCCAGUAGAAUAAAAAAUAAAAUGCAUUUGCCUAUAUAGGGAUGUCAUGUACAUUAUUACAAUUUACUUCUUAGAUAAAAACAAAGUCCCUGUGACUGCAAAGUUCUGACAUACAUGUAUGUUAUUUAUUGAAACAAUAAGCUUGUAUUUACUUUAUACAAAUUACAAAUUUUGAUACGUUUUUAUUCAUUUUUAUAGGAAAAUAAAAAAAAUGUCAUCAUAGUAAACAGCAUUUUGAGGUCUUUUUUGAUAUCUACCAAAAAUUUUUGACAGUUUCUACAAGAAAUAUGCUUCAGUCAUGCACAGUAUCCUUCACAAAUGUGUCCCUGUGACCCUAAGUAACUUUAUUAGAAUUCAGAGUCAUCAUGAAAAAAAUUAUCUCUCCCCCCCCCCCCCCCCAAUGAGUACAUACAGUCUGGCAAUCUCCCUUGCAGAGUUGUCGUUCUUUCCUCUCUCAGACACCUCUGCAAUGGGCUCGCAUCAAAAUUUUUGACAUGUUAAGGUAAAACACGAUAUUCCAAAGAUUAUAUCAAAUUAAACUAAUAGUUCUAGAUCUACUUAGUAAAUAUCUACCAUAAAAGACAAACAACAGUGCAGGAAUUUAAUUACAGUGACUCAUCACUGUGAUAUAUGUGAGCCAGCGACAAAGGUGAAUGUAUGAGCUAAUGGUAGAAAAUGAUAGUCUGGAUCUAAGCUAAGAAAAUUAGUAGAUUUGCCAGGCUUGUUGUUAUCCAAUUAUUUCCUCACCCUUCCUAUCUAACCCAUGAAUUUCUUAUCUUCUUUUUUACCAGUAUAUCCCUUCAUCAUUCACUUCUUCUACAUAUACUUCCUGGCCCCAAGACUGUAAAGUGAAAAUGAACUUAAGUCAAAAUUUCAAAUCAAUACAAACUUUUGAAAUAAUUUGAUACUCAAAGAAUUUUUUUUAUUGGGUGUAAUUUUUGAUAUAAUACAAAUGUGCAAGUUUUUUUUCACACAUAUGUACAAUAUAAAAAAAAAAGAUUCUCAGAAUCAAAAUUUUGACAUGAGUCAGUUUAUCAUCUUGGGGCCUGCCCUCCUCUUUUAACAUACCCCCAUAUGUCAAGUUUCACCAAUAAAAAUUCAUUUUCAGUUUUUUUUUACAAGUUUGGUGUAACACAAAUUUAUGAACAUUGUACCUAUUGAAAACCCAAAAUAUUGAUUAAAAUGUAAUAAUUGGACAUAAAGGUUUGUAACAGA